This is a messenger RNA of Pararge aegeria (speckled wood butterfly), 3781 nucleotides long. Its product is annotated as S-phase kinase-associated protein 2-like. Gene Ontology annotation, cellular component: SCF ubiquitin ligase complex. The coding region runs from base 204 to 1253 and encodes 349 amino acids. The record is from RefSeq and is a predicted model, not a curated record. Gene Ontology annotation, biological process: positive regulation of protein ubiquitination; SCF-dependent proteasomal ubiquitin-dependent protein catabolic process. The transcript has a single exon. Gene Ontology annotation, molecular function: protein binding. NCBI's taxonomy places the organism in Eukaryota, Metazoa, Arthropoda, Insecta, Lepidoptera, Nymphalidae.
GUUAAUUUUGUUUUGAAUUUCAUGAUUAUUAGAAAUGAAUAUAAAUAGCUUUCGAUGAAUUGCAUUUAUUUAGAUUCAAACGCAAUCAAUGUUCUGUUGUAUUAUGAAAACACCGCAUUCUUUAAUUCUGGUUUAGAUAGAUACAAAUAAUAACUGAACCAAGCUUAUAGAUUUUCUACUACAGGCAUUGUUUCGACUAGAAAAUGACUAUCUUUGAUGACAACAAUCAAGAAGACGUAUUGAGUAACAUCAACGUUUUACCUGAUGAAUUGUUGUUGGAUAUUUUCAAAUGUCUACCUCUGGAGACAUUACUUUCAUGUGAAAAUGUGUGUAAACGUUGGAACAAGCUGGCUCAAGAUCCCUCUGUGUGGAAGCGUAUUGUGUUAAUAUAUUCUGGAAAGCCUGGUCAAAGUGAAAUAAGUGAGAAAAAUCUUGAUAUUAUAACUUCACAUUGCGAGUACAUCUUGUGUUUAAAGAUCCAAUAUGUUUAUGACUAUUCAGUUAUAAAAUCCUUAAUAGAUCAAUGUAGUAAUUUAUUAAGUCUUGAACUAGUAAUGUGUCGCGUUGGUAAAGAAUUUGAACAUGACAUAUUAAAAUGGCCAAAACUAAGAAAAUUCAGUUUAAAAAAUUCCAUUUUACUCAUGAAUAAUUUAGAUUUAUUAAUACGAUUUGAUAAGUUUAAGGAGUUAAAUUAUAUAGCACUUUCUGAAUUUGGUUUAAAUUCUGACAAUUGUAACACCUUACUGCAGUGUAGUCAUUUGAGUAAUAUUUUUAUUGAAAAGAUUAAAGAUUUGGAUUUAGAGUUUAUAAAGCUAUUAAUAUUGUCAAGGCAGAGAUUAUUGAAGACCUUGCACAUAUAUGGUGGAAAUUCUGUUGACAACACUGUUUUGCAAUUGUUAUCUCAGUGUCCACAAUUAAAGGACUUAGCCAUAAUAAGAUGUGAAAGUUUAUCAGACGAAGGUUUAAUCUCCUUAACAUCUUUGAAAAAAAUUGAUCAUUUACAGAUUUGGAAUAACAUAAAUUUUUCUGAAUUGUGUCUCCUUAAGACUUUAGGUAGUCCAGCAUUAUUAACUUUAAAAAGUUUAAGUUUAUCUAGAAUACAAAAUGUUACACCAGUUAUUGUUGAUCUUAUAUCUGAAUAUUAUAAAAACCUUAAAUUCCUAGCUUUGUAUCAGUGCCCUAGAAUUAUAAAUACAGACUAUGAAAGACAGCUGAAGUCCAAAUUUAGAAAUAUUGAUGUAGUUCUUUUUUGAAGUAAUAUAUUUUCUCUGUUAGGUGUUAAUAAAAGACCUUAUAAAAUCCACAAACUAAGUAUAUUCACAUAAAUAAUGGCAUUUUCAUAAAUCAGAAAGGGACAACUAAAAACAAAGUCAUUAUUAACUAACAUACUAUGCUUUAAGUUUUGAUUGUGCUAAACAAAUGGGCCCUAUUUCAUAUGGCAUUACAAUCUUGAACACUACAAAAAAACAGCAGUAUGUGAUAUAAAAUUAUCAUUUAUUUGUGUUCUAUCACAAAAUGCAUUCAACUCAUAACUACAAUUUCAAUGUUGAGAUGAUUAGUGCCCUUUACAAUCAUUAAAUAUUAAACUAGUUGUACUAAAAUUAAACAGAAUUUUAUAUGUAACUUCAAGCCGUAGCAUUAGUUUCUGGUGAUAUGAAUUAUAAGAUUUGAUUAGAACCAACAAAUGUGGCAUUGGUAGGGCAACAUAUAGUAACAUAUGUGUUGCACUUGCACCCUGGUAUAAUGGUUAAUGUGACGUGUCAUUAAAAUAUGAGUCACCCAUUUUAAAUAAUCAUAAUUGGGGGCCAAAAUUGCAUGUGGAUAUGUCUAGGGUUCCAUAACCAAUUAUAGAGGAACCCAUUAAAUUAUGUUUGUGAUCGUCUGCCCCGGUCUGUUGGUUAGGACACAGAUCACACACUAUGAAGAGUGUACUAUAACCAACCAAGCAACAACAUAUUAUAUUUUCAUAAGUAAGAGUGCCCUAGUCGACAAACUUUGGUUCUAAUACCAAAAAGGAGUGUUUUCUGUAGAGUAUAAAGAUGUAGUCACGAAAAACCAGCCGACUUUGGUCGCCGCCGGGCUGUGUCGGCGAGACGGCAGGUUAGGUGAGAAAACUUCUUUAGAAUUACUAAAAUAAAACUUAAAAUUGCCACAUAUUUCACAAAAAAGUAUUUAAAACGUUAAUAGCUUUGUUCCUGUAAAUAGUUGGUAGAUAUUAAUCUACCAACACACUUUAAUGGAUAUAUUGUAAUAAAAAAAAACAGUUUUAUCAUGUUUAUUUCUAGAAAACUCUACUGAUAAACUUGCAAAAAAAUAUCAAUAGUAUAAUAUAUAUCAUGUUGCUUUAUUGAGCCAGCACUUAAGAUAAAAUGUUGUUAAAAAUGUGAUGUAAACUACAUGUAUAAGUGUUAUUUAAUAUUACCUAAAUAAGUUAUAAAAUGUUGAAGUACAUUGUGAAUGUGUAUGAAGAAAAUUCUUUAAAGAAGUUGUUGUAAUAUAAAAAUAUUCACAGACACCCUAUUGUAUAUUUUUCAAGCUUAUCACAGAAACACCAAUAUAAAAUAAUAAUUUUGUAAAACGAAUAAUUAUUAGUAAAGUACUUUACCUUAGUGGUGCUUGGGGUAAGCCUGCCUGCGCUAACAUCACAUGAUGACAUAAAAUUGUGUUAAACUUGUUUCUCUACUAAAGUAUGUCUUAAUACUUAACAAUAUUUGUUGUAAUUAUAAAAAUGCCACAAAGUAGCAAAAUCCUCAUAUAAAGAAUGAAUUUACCUAUACAUAGGAAAAAUGUAUACAUUCAUCGAUUCCUUUAUAUUUUAUAUUUUUAUGGCUAGUCCUUAAUCUUUUUUUAAAUGUACUGGUUUUUAUGUUUAAGCUAUUAUACUUUUUCCUAAUUUUCAAUAUAUGUACAAUCUCUCACCUUUUUGGUUUUCUGCAGGAACAAUAAAUUUAAACCAUUUCUAAAUUAUUAAAAUUGUUACUACCUCUAAAAUAUUUACAAUUCCUAAAAUAUUAUAUUAUAGUCUACAGUAAUUAUUAAUAUAAAGGUGUAAAAACAAUCAUUGUUUGCUACAAAAUUAGAAUAAUUUUAUGGAAAUUGUUGAUGUAUUUUAAAUUCAUAUGUCAUUCACAAUAACUAUAAUUGACUAAUGAAUGUAGAAUUUAUAAGAAUAAAUCUGAUAUAAUUUGUGUUUGUGUUUACAAUUUCAUUUAUAACCCACAGGGAUGGUGAAUUUCAAUUUUAAUAUUCCCUGUAUAUAAAUAAAUAGAACUUGAUUCACAAUCUGGUUACUGAGGCGGUGCAUGACAUGUUAGUAAGAAAAUAUAUAUAUAUAUAUAUAUUUUAUUUUAUUUUAAGCGAACAUUAAAAUGAAUAUUAAAUUUUUCCAGAAAUUAUUUCUGCCUGAAUUAUUUAGUUUAAGGCUGCAAUCUAAAUAACCUUAAUACAGUAAGGCUGAAAUGUUUCAAAAAAGUUGACUUAAGUAAUGAUUUAGUUUUGGUUUAGAUAAAAACGUUUAUUAUAAAUAAUACCUCUAUAACAAUGCCGUUUCACGUAACAAGACCUUCCAUAAUUAAUGCUAAAUAUGAAACGUAAAAAUAUUUUUACAUAUUGGGUUGGCAGUUUCAGAUAUUAGCGCGAUAUAACAUACAAACCAACAUAACAGUUGUGUUUAAUUUAAAAUCCAUAGCUUGUCUCUAAUUUACAGAAGUAAUAACUUUUAAUAUUGAAAAAAAAAAAAACCUAUGGAACAAUAUCAUAUGCACAAAGUGUCACUAUAUUG